UUCCCCGACUCGGAAGCUCCUUCAAUAUUCACCAGCUCUCAAUUCAUCCCCUGUAUCACCACAGCAGCUGCUGCUUCUUCUUCCUUUUCUUCUCUCUCUCUCUCUCAAAUGUCCACGAAUCCACACUACAAGGGAGAGCAGAAUGAUUCGACCAUUAAGAAAGAUGGAGACACCGUCAAGAUAGAAGCCACCGCACUCGACGUCACCUGGGGCAACGAUCCCCGCUACUGGUCCAUUGACAAAACCAGAGGAGCUAUCUCGUUGCACCAAGUGUCGUGGCUCGAGGUCAGCGGCGUAUUCGGCAAGAGUGAACUCGACACGGUGAAUGCCGGGCUCGAUACCUCAAAAACCUAUUCAUUGAAGUUUAGAGUGAAGAUGAAGGCGGACGCCUUCGGGUGGAGUGGCUGCCCGGUGUACCUGAUGGUCAAGGAUGGCGACACCAAAAAGUUCAAGUGGAAGAAGGUUGACCUAAGCCGACUAACUGCCGGAACGGAGGUGUAUAUUCCAGAGUCUCCAGACAAGCACACCUUUAGGCCUCCCGCUGACAAACUCACCUUCGGAUUGUUUGAGAUUUGGAGGGGCAGAUGGAAGGGAGGACUCGAGAUCUUACAAGUCAUCAUCGAAAGGGACCAACAAUAAUCGACAUAUACACACAUACACACUUUCAUAUGGUGUGAGCUUAUGCCUAUUUCGUGUUCAGAUUGUAUACGAAUAAAAGUCUGAUGUGGUGGAGAAACGAGGCUUCUCCGUGGUUUGGCAUGUAAUAUAGUACUUUAUGUUUGCGUAACACGAGAAUGACUAAAUGAAUAAACAUGUUCCCUA
Messenger RNA from Musa acuminata AAA Group (dessert banana), 822 nucleotides. Its product is annotated as protein PHLOEM PROTEIN 2-LIKE A9-like. The coding region runs from base 109 to 639 and encodes 176 amino acids. The record is from RefSeq and is a predicted model, not a curated record. NCBI's taxonomy places the organism in Eukaryota, Viridiplantae, Streptophyta, Magnoliopsida, Zingiberales, Musaceae. The transcript has 3 exons.